Carassius auratus (goldfish) is the source of this 3189-nucleotide messenger RNA. Its product is annotated as MHC class II regulatory factor RFX1-like. Lineage: Eukaryota; Metazoa; Chordata; Actinopteri; Cypriniformes; Cyprinidae. The transcript is spliced from 18 exons. Gene Ontology annotation, biological process: lipid metabolic process; regulation of transcription by RNA polymerase II; intracellular signal transduction. Gene Ontology annotation, cellular component: nucleus. Gene Ontology annotation, molecular function: phosphatidylinositol-4,5-bisphosphate phospholipase C activity; RNA polymerase II cis-regulatory region sequence-specific DNA binding; DNA-binding transcription factor activity, RNA polymerase II-specific. The record is from RefSeq and is a predicted model, not a curated record. Bases 286 to 3012 code for a protein of 908 amino acids.
AAUGAGAAACUCUGUUUGUUAUAGACGCUCACCUUCCCCAAUAAUAAAGAGAGGAUGCCGUUUCCCUUGGCGACGCGCAGCCAAUCGUCGCUGAGCAAGAGGGCGGUGCUUAGACGGGUGGGUAGCAACAGUUGCCCCGGUGAGGACGAGGCGCCAUAGUCACGGUAGUCGUGGCGACAAGAACCCAGCAACGCGAAUCAACAACAACCUUUAAGAAAAUAAAACUCCGCGCCAAACUAAGAUCAUCCGGCGGGAAGCGACAGGGGGAUUUGGGCUUUUGUCAUCAUGGCAACUUCAGGCUACCCCUCCGAGGAGCUCCCACCCUCUCAAUCACAAGGGGGCAACGUCACGACGGCCUCGUCGACCCAGCAGAAAGCCACUUCCACUACCACCUCGUCCCAGUUCCUCUCCGACAUCCAGAGCUCAGCGGGAUCCGCUCCUGCACAGACGGCCUCGAUCAUAAGAGUGCAGGCCACGCCCCCUGUCACUCAAAAGAAACUGGUUCUGGCCACGCCCCCUCAAGGAGCCGUGACAGCAGCGCAGUAUGUGGCAGGAGAGAUACAGAGCUCCGCCUCCCAGGCAGGAAACAGCCAGAGCGCCCAGCAGUACAUAGUGGUGACCGUUAGCGAGGGCUCACUUCACUCGAAUGACUCUGAAUCGAAUUCUCCUCCCGCGGGACAGACUGGCGUUCCCACACAGGUAGUGCAACAGGUGCACACAGCACAGCAGAGGUCUGUGGUUCAGGCCACAACCAAGAGUCAAAGUGGACAACUGGGGGUCAGUAAUCUACACAUCACACCUGAGGUACAGCAUGUUUACCAAAGCCAGUUUGUGGAGGGAGACGCCAACUACAACAAUACUGCAAUUCGUUCCAGUAGUUACCAGUUCACAGACCCCUCCCUCUACUCUCAGGCCACGCCCUCUGUCACUUACUAUGAGACGUCGCCCACCACCGGCUCACAGGUCACGUCCCCCGCCAGCACUCAACCUGUGUCUGUGACGUCUGGGAUGGGCACAGGGGUGGUCUCCAUGUUCUCAGAGGGCAGUUCGGGGAUCACCGUGGUGGCUGGCGGAUCCUCGUCAGGAGUGGGCGGGUCAGGGGGUGUGGUCACCAGCGGAGGGGUGGGGAGUUAUGUGAUUCAGGGCGGGUACAUGCUUGGUGGAGCCAGUGGAGGGAACCAGAAUUUCUCACACAACACACGAGCAUCACCUGCGACUGUGCAGUGGCUGAUGGAUAACUAUGAGACAGCAGAAGGUGUGAGUCUUCCUCGCUGUACUCUCUACUGUCAUUACAUCCUGCACUGCCAGCAGACCAAGCUGGAACCUGUGAACGCCGCCUCCUUUGGCAAACUCAUCCGUUCUGUGUUCAUGGGCCUCAGGACCAGACGUCUGGGCACCAGAGGGAACUCUAAGUACCAUUACUAUGGCCUUCGAAUCAAGAGCAACUCCCCUCUCCACAGACUGGUGGAGGACCAGCAACACCUGGCCAUGAGACAACAGCCGUACUCACAGAAACAGAGGAUAAAGCCUGUGCAGAAGGUGGAGGGACUGACCAAUGGAAUGGGCCUGGGGUUGGGGCAUCAACAAGGGGCGGGGCUAUCUGACAUCAGUGCACAGGUUCACCAGUAUCAGCAGUUUUUAGAUGCGUCUCGCAGUCUGCCGGAGUUCCCUGAGCUCAAAGAUGAGGGUAUACCUCUGCCAGAUGGACUCCAUCCUCAACACGUACACACAUAUCAGCUGAUCUACAGAGAGCACUGUGAGGCGAUUCUGGACGUGAUGGUAAACCUGCAGUUCCCUCUUGUGGAGACGCUUUGGAAGACUUUUUGGAGGUUCAGUGAAGGACAAAGCAGUGACACGGAUUCACUCGACCUUCAUGAUGAAUCAGAGAAGCGUUUGCCCAAGUCGGUUCUGCUUCUGUUGUGUAAAUAUGAGCCCAUUCUCAACUGGGCCCGCCAAUGCGACAAUUUACUGUACCAAAGCCUAGUGGAGAUCCUCAUCCCUGAUGUCCUGAGACCAAUCCCCAGUGCCUUAACUCAAGCCAUCCGUAACUUUGCUAAGAUCCUGGAGAACUGGCUGACCAACGCCAUGAUCAACAUCCCGGAGGAGAUGGUCCGCAUCAAGAUUGUGUGUGCGGGAGCGUUCGCUCAGACUCUACGGCGCUACACGUCUCUCAAUCAUCUGGCUCAGGCGGCCCGCGCCGUCCUGCAGAACACGGCUCAGAUCACACAGAUGCUCAGCGACCUCAACCGUGUCGACUUCACCAAUGUACAGGAGCAGGCCUCGUGGGUGUGUGGCUGUGAAGACGGUGUGGUCCAGCGGCUGGAGCAGGACUUUAAACUCACCCUGCAGCAGCAGAACUCUCUGGAGCAGUGGGCCGCAUGGCUGGACGGGGUCGUGUCGCAGGUCCUGAAGCCGUACACCGGCAGCCCGGCCUUCCCCAAAGCAGCCAAACUCUUCCUGCUCAAAUGGAGCUUCUACAGUUCUGUGGUGAUCAGAGAUCUUACCCUGCGCAGUGCCGCCAGUUUCGGCUCGUUUCAUCUGAUCAGACUGCUGUAUGACGAGUACAUGUAUUACCUGAUCGAGCACAGAGUGGCACAGGCCAAAGGAGAGACGCCCAUCUCUGUCAUGGGAGAGUUCGCCUGUCUGAACAGAAGUCAAAGGUCAAUGGAUCCUGAUAAAGAUGAGGAGGAUGAGGAGGAGGAUGAUGAGACGGAUGAAGAUCAGGACAUGGCCAUUCCUGUGGUUGUGGGGAGGAGUCACUGGAGCCGCCCACCAAACUCGCCCGAACCGAGCUCUUCAACAGCAACAGCAACACACCAAACUAACUGUUGUCUGUGCAAACAUGGACUCUAUAUACUGAGCUCUGUCUCUGGGAGCCAGUUUGGGAUUGAAAUACAAUCUUCAGUUUUGGUAAUUAUUAGAGGAAGUUCAGUUUCGGUUCAUUUCAUGUUUGAGUUUCCUGAGGUGAAUCAGCCCUCACAGCUGCUGUAUGAUCUAAUGCAGCUUUUCUAGAAAACGGUAACAAUCAUAUGCCUUAAUUAAAUGCACACACACAUUUUCAUUGCCUUCCCUUUGUCAAUCUUAGCUGCCAUGUGUGUCGUGUAUCGACUCUUAAAGUUACAGUUCACCCAAAAUUAAAAGCAUUUGCCAUCAAGUCAUUCCAAAGUCAUCUAUCGGCAAAAAAAAAAA